AUAAUUUUGCAAAGCUAUUUUUGGGGUCCUCUUAGAUUAAACAGACAUACAGUUAAAACAACUUGUCUGCUUCGGUAUAUUAAAUAGAUUUGCAAAAUUAUUCGGUUUUAGUAACAUAAAAAAAGUUUAUAUCCAUGGUGUUGUAAAUUACUUCAGUGAUGUUCCUCCUUAAAGUUUAAGCCAUGAACAGUAAAAUGGGGUUAGCUGAACUUGUCCCCGACAGUGAUUCAACAAAACUACAGGAGAGACAUUACUACUUGCUAUCUGAACUGCAAACUUUAGUCAAAGACUUACCAAGCUCCUUCCAGCAGCGGCUGACCUACAACACGCUGAGCGACCUGGCUUUAGCCCUCAUUGACGGCACAGUAUAUGAGAUUGUGCAGGGCCUCCUGGAUAUUCAGCAUCUGACAGAAAAAAAUCUGUACAACCAAAGGCAGAAGCUGCACUGUGAACAUCAAGCACUCAAACAAGAUCUGGUUCGAAAACACAAGGAUGCAUUACAGUCAUGCAAGCCGCACAACCUCUCACUUCUCAAGACAAGCCAACAAACUGAGCUUGAGGCUUUGGAAGUUCGGGUUCGCGAGGAGCAAAAAAUGAUGGAUAAGAAGAUUGUUGUAGAAAUGGACCAAAAAGUGACUGACCAGCAGAACACCUUGGAGAAGGCAGGAGUCCCAGGGUUUUACAUCACCACUAAUCCUCUGGAGCUCACGAUGCAGAUGAACCUGCUUGAACUGAUUCUCAAGCUUCAGCAGAAGGACUCGCAAGCCGGACUGCUAUGAGAAAGAUGUGCCAACAGAGGCAGUGUUUUCUAUGGUUUUCAUUUACAAAAGAUAAAAAAAAAAAAAGAUGUGAUCAAAGAUUUGGCCACAUCCUGGAAGAAUUAAGUUUUGGCCUGAAGGAGAACAGUGGGACAUUUUGACAGACCACAUCAUAGUUAAGAAAUGAUAAAAGUGGACCUAAUUCCUGUUAAUGCACUGUAAACAUUCUUAAGGACACUUUGCCUGUUAUUUCGUGCUGCGACUUAAAGCAGGGGGACAGUUUUGUUAAACACUUAUGUAUCUCUCAUUACCUUUCUGAGAAAUACCCACAGUUUUGAGUAUUUCCAUUUUUUUUUUUUUUUUUUUGCACUAAUCCACAAAACUUACUUUGUCCCAUGUGCACUUGGAAGUUUCAUCUGUUGUUAGUUUAUGGUCUGGUUUUAUUGAGUUUAGUGUUAUCAUGACACUUGUGAUCUUACUUUAGUUGUCAGUAAAGUUUUGUUUUUGUAAUUAUGUUCCUAAUGUAUGUUAAUCUGCUGAAACUGUGAAGAAUAAGUCUUUAGAUUAGUUUUGUUUUUUUGAACUAUUUCAUAAAUAAAACAGCUGGGCAAAAAAAUGGUCAACUCAUAAAAACUGCAUGUCACCCGAAGUCAUGAAUCACACUUUUGAAAGACCCAUUUUUUUCUGCUUCCUGAAGUGGACAUUGUUAAUAUGAGGAAUAAUCCCAUCAUCUGGAUAAACCUUAAGUAGAAAACUGCUUAAUAGAACUGAAACCUGUUCUCUAUGUACCACAAACAUACUGCAAAGCACAAAAUUAUAUUUCUGGUAGAUCUGUGUGUAAAUUAUCUUAGAUUAAAGUGUUCUUUUACC
Molecule: messenger RNA, 1628 nt
Organism: Poecilia latipinna (sailfin molly)
Lineage: Eukaryota; Metazoa; Chordata; Actinopteri; Cyprinodontiformes; Poeciliidae
Gene: dgcr6
Product: DiGeorge syndrome critical region gene 6
Exons: 8
Coding region: 183-779 (198 amino acids)
Source: RefSeq, a predicted model, not a curated record